AUGAGUGCUGAACAGCCCCAAACCACUGGAACCAGCAGCAAAUCUAAACGGCGAUUGACGGAUAUAGAAGAGGAUGGUAAGGGGACGGGGGAACCGAAACGUCAGCGGGUUUCACGUGCUUGCGAUAGUUGCCGGUCGAAGAAGGACAAAUGUGACGGAAUACAACCGGUAUGCUCGACCUGUGUAUCGCUCUGUCGCCCCUGCACCUAUAAGACCAACCCGAAGAAGCGAGGUCUACCCACAGGUUAUAUUCGAUCACUGGAGUUGCUUUGGGGCCUGGUAUUUCAAAAGAUUCGAGGCAGUGAAGAUGUCAUCCGAGCUUUGAUGCGGUCAAUCAAUCUUCCGAGUCACUUAGCCAUGAUAGGCAAGGAAGCAGAGGGAUCGGAUACCUUGAUGGCUUCCUUCAAAAGCAGUGCCAUGCUUCGAGACAUUGAACGCGUUCUGGUAAUACUGGAACAGCCGGAAGAGGAAAGAGAGCAAAGCCUCCAGGUAUAUGGCGAGGGUGGGGCACCUCUGGAAACCAGCGGGACUCUCUCUUCCACAGAAGCACAAGAGUGGCACCUACCAGAAUGUAUAGAAGCCCGCGAAGCACCAUUGCCAGGCUUGUCGCCUAGUCGGAUAGCAAUGGGCAUAUCUCCUAUGCUAAUUCCUAGGCCACACCCGACUAGAGACUGUGGCGUCCAAGCAAGUAAAUCGGAUGACCUAUCCUCGUCAUCUUCUACGUUCCAACCAAGCUCCGAUGACUCUCGAUCACAAUCAAUGAGGACUCUUCUCCAACUCCCCUCUAACGCAUGGCCGCUUUUUGAUAUUUAUUUUUCCUACACCCAAUGCUGGUUCCCCAUACUCGAAAAACAUGACAUACUCCGCACUGCUUUCCAGUACACCGAAGGCGAUGUGCAUGUAUCAAGCAUAGCGCCGGGGUCUGGGGAGCACGCAGCUUUGUGGGCUGUCCUCGCUCUCGCCUCGCUCCAAGAUGCUUCGAUCUUGGCUACUAGACAGAUAAGUGAGCCAGUCGAAAGUCAGAUGGAGCCCUCAAAAUUAUAUACCACGGCCAGGCGGUUGAUUCCACCAGAUAGUGGCCCUUACGAAUUUGGACACGUGCAAGCACUGCUAAUUCUGGGUCUCGUUAAACUUGGACAGCAAGAAUGGACUGGUUCCUGGAUGCUCAUUGGUCAGGCUGUGCGGGUUGCGCAUAUAUUGAACCUCGGCCGGUCUUCACCUUUAUCAGCACCGAACACACUUGACCAAGCAAAACAGCCCGGGAGAGCAAAGCAUGUCUUUCUGGGUUGCUUUAUUCUUGAGACCCUGAUUGCAGGCUUAACUUCACGAUGUCCAUCACUGCGAAAGGCAGACUUGGCGAGGAUAGGAAAUAUUGAUGAGGAUGGCCUCGAGGAAUGGCAUCCUUGGGAAGAUCAGACUGGACUACGUCCCGCUCGGUCUUCACGUGCAUCUAUGCAGCGCGGCCCUCUCCACGCGUUAAGCACUUUCAACCGUCUUGUCAGGCUCGUUUCCAUUUUGAAUGAGUUUUGCUGUUGCAAGUACGACCCAACAAUAUCUCGGUCCCAACUGGAGGAAUUGGAGUUGCAACUACAGCGCUGGGCCUCAGCAAUACCCAAAGGCUACCGCGUUGACCUGCAAAGUCAUCCUUUGAGACUUUCUUCCCCACACAUCUUCGGGUUAGAAAUAACAUAUGAGAGUAUUGUCAUUGCUCUCAGUUCUCAAAUUGCUAUUCACGAAUAUACCCAGAAUCUGCCGGGGCUUCCUCACAAGAUCCGAGCCUUGGAAAGCUCACAGAGGCUUCUGCAACUCCUUCAAGUUUACAUGGAGACAUUCAGCUUCUCAGCCACCGCGCCAACCUUUGGCAUGAUGCUCCAAUUCAGCCUUCCGCCGUCCUUCGAUCGGGAUCCUCCGUCGGACCUUGACACAGGGUUACGAAACAAGAUCCAAACUAUUUCUUCCCAGCUUUCUGUUUUGUGGAACAUGUCAGACAGUCAAGCUGCUGGCCAGAAUAUUUCCCAAGGGACUCAUAUCCCAAUUGAUUCACCUGUAAUCUCACAGCACGCCGAUUCCUCCACCAGUGAAGAUAUUAGAGUAUUGUCACGUCUCCCAAUUGCAACGGAUUCACAUCAUAUUCCCUCAACCAAUGCACCCCAACGCAGCAAUCGUGCUAUGACUCCCCUUGCAGAGCAAUAUAUCACGGCGCCUUGGGUCAGAACCACACAACACGUCGAAGAUGUAUCUCUUCUCCCCACACUGUCAUCUCUACCCUCCACCAGGGGUGCAUCCGGAGCUUCCACACAGCGGGGCCAUCCAGAUGCUUCUAUUCUAAGCGGAAUUCGUCAUCACACAUCUACGCCAAGAGAAUCCCACAAUGGUGCCGGGAUACUCGCCGAGGUUUCUCCAUCAUACCAUCACACUGCACAAUAUCACCCAGCAGUAUAUUCGGAUCCAUCGCUUGGUAUUGGCUCCUUUGUGAAUAUAGGUGGCUAUGAGCCUCUACGGAGGCAGCGGAUCGCCCCCGACCUUGAUGCAUUAUUUGAUGAGCUAGCAUCAUUAGAUGGUGCCGAGAAACCAGAUAAUCAACCGGAGUUUAUGCAGAACCUGGGUUUCGUUUCUCAUGCUGGCAUUCCUGAGCUCUACUCUUUUUCCGAUCAGAUCGAGCCUUUCUUGCCAGCACAAACCCAGCAGAUACCGAAUAAUAGUACUUCCUCUGGCCUGGGUCGAGAACGCAAUCUUUGA
Molecule: messenger RNA, 2739 nt
Organism: Penicillium paradoxum
Lineage: Eukaryota; Fungi; Ascomycota; Eurotiomycetes; Eurotiales; Aspergillaceae
Product: putative C6 transcription factor QutA
Exons: 2
Coding region: 1-2739 (912 amino acids)
Biological process (GO): DNA-templated transcription; positive regulation of transcription by RNA polymerase II
Molecular function (GO): DNA-binding transcription factor activity, RNA polymerase II-specific; zinc ion binding; DNA binding
Source: RefSeq, a predicted model, not a curated record